CCCAGUCCAUCAUAUCAAACGCACAUCUAUAAUCAACACCAGUGUAACGUCAAGCACAUACGACAUCAUCAAGGUCUCUGGCGGACCGAUCGCAGCUGUACUAGCUCCCACAACACACACGCGACCGCGUCGCGCACGGUGACACCAUGGGCCGUGAGAUCAUCUCGAUCCAGGCCGGGCAGGCCGGAAACCAGAUUGGACAGCAGUUCUGGCAAAAGCUAUGUGCGGAACACGGCAUCUCGCCGAACGGCAUGCUCGAGGACUGGGCCGAGGGCGGGCAGGGCGACAGGAAGGACGUGUUCUUCUACCAGGCCGACGACGAGCACUACAUCCCCCGCGCGAUCCUGAUUGACCUUGAACCAAGAGUAAUCAACAACAUCCUCUCGUCGCCUUUCAAGGGCUUGUACAACCCUGAGAACAUCUACGUGUCCAAGCACGGUGGUGGCGCGGGAAAUAACUGGGCACAGGGAUACAAUGCUGGCGAGAAGGUGUACGAGGACCUGAUGGAGAUGAUCGACCGCGAGGCGGACGGCAGCGACUCGCUCGAGGGCUUUAUGUUCAUGCACUCGAUCGCGGGCGGUACCGGAUCUGGACUGGGCUCGUUCCUCCUCGAGCGGCUCAACGACCGCUUCCCCAAGAAGCUGAUCCAGACAUACUCGGUGUUCCCGGGCACUGGCCCUACAUCCGACGUCGUGGUGCAGCCGUACAACUCGCUGCUGGCGAUGAAGCGGCUGGUCAACAAUGCCGACAGCGUGGUCGUGCUCGACAACUCGGCGCUGACACGCAUCGCCGCGGACCGACUGCAUGUCCAGGACCCGAGCUUUGACCAGACCAACCAGCUCGUGUCGACCGUCAUGGCUGCCAGCACGACGACGCUGCGCUACCCCUCGUACAUGAACAACGACCUCGUUGGGAUCAUUGCAAGCCUCAUCCCGACGCCAAGAUGUCACUUCUUGAUGACGAGCUACACGCCGUUCACAGGCGACGAGAUUGACAAGGCCAAGUCGGUGCGGAAAACGACCACGCUCGACGUCAUGCGCCGCCUGCUGCAGCCCAAGAACCGGCUGGUCUCGACGGUGUCGUCGCCUAACUCGUGCUACAUCUCGUGCUUGAAUAUCAUCUCGGGCGAUGUCGACCCGACCGACGUGCACAAGUCGCUGCUGCGUAUCCGCGAGCGCCAGCUGGCCAACUUUAUCCCCUGGGGCCCGGCGAGCAUCCAGGUUGCGCUCACCAAGCGCAAGACGACGCAGAACCGCGUGUCGGGCAUCAUGAUGGCCAACCACACAAGCAUGGCGUCGGUGUUCAAACGCAUGAUUGACCAGUACGACCGCCUGCGCAAGCGCAAUGCGUUCUUGGAACAGUACAAGAAGGAGGACUCGUUUACGCUCGACGAGUUUGACGACUCUCGCCGCGUGGUGGCCGAACUGGCAGACGAGUACCUGGCGUGUGAGAGCGAGGGGUACAUUAACUAUGGGGCGUGAGCGUUGCGCGCCCGGCACGAGGUACAUGAGGCUGGCGGCGUGACGGUUUGUGGGUGGCUCGGUGGCUCGGUGGCUCGCCCAGCAGGCCCCGGCAUGUAUGCAGCAGUUGUUGUUU
This is a messenger RNA of Vanrija pseudolonga, 1596 nucleotides long. It is a transcript of the gene TUB4, whose product is annotated as Tubulin gamma chain. Gene Ontology annotation, cellular component: microtubule; spindle; spindle pole body. Gene Ontology annotation, molecular function: structural constituent of cytoskeleton; GTP binding. The transcript has 7 exons. Gene Ontology annotation, biological process: cytoplasmic microtubule organization; mitotic spindle organization; mitotic sister chromatid segregation. NCBI's taxonomy places the organism in Eukaryota, Fungi, Basidiomycota, Tremellomycetes, Trichosporonales, Trichosporonaceae. The coding region runs from base 147 to 1481 and encodes 444 amino acids. The record is from RefSeq and is a predicted model, not a curated record.